Molecule: messenger RNA, 6293 nt
Organism: Phalacrocorax carbo (great cormorant)
Lineage: Eukaryota; Metazoa; Chordata; Aves; Suliformes; Phalacrocoracidae
Source: RefSeq, a predicted model, not a curated record
GGACGGGCGGGAGGGAGGGCGGCGCGGCCCCGGCGCGCAGAGCCAGCGCGGCCGCGGACGGGGGCGCAGCAUGUGCGGCAUCUUUGCUUACCUGAACUACCAUGUUCCCCGGACAAGACGGGAGAUCCUGGAGACCCUUAUCAAAGGGCUCCAGCGGCUGGAGUACAGAGGCUAUGAUUCUGCAGGUGUGGGAAUCGAUGGCGGAAAUGACAAAGACUGGGAAGCUAAUGCUUGCAAAAUCCAGCUUAUCAAACAGAAGGGGAAAGUGAAGGCUCUGGACGAAGAGGUUCACAAGCAACAGGACAUGGACCUCGACAUCGAGUUUGAUGUACACCUUGGAAUUGCCCACACCCGUUGGGCUACCCAUGGCGAGCCCAGCCCUAUCAACAGCCACCCGCAGCGCUCAGAUAAAAACAAUGAGUUCAUCGUCAUCCACAACGGCAUCAUCACCAACUACAAAGACCUGCGGAAAUUCCUGGAGAGCAAGGGCUACGACUUUGAGUCGGAGACGGACACGGAGAGCAUCGCCAAACUGGUCAAGUACAUGUACGACAACCGGGACAGCGACGACAUCAGCUUCACCACGCUGGUGGAGAGGGUCAUCCAGCAGCUGGAAGGUGCUUUCGCCCUUGUGUUCAAAAGUGUUCAUUAUCCCGGCCAAGCAGUUGGUACCAGGCGAGGCAGCCCCCUGCUAAUAGGAGUGCGCAGCGAGCACAAGCUCUCCACCGACCACAUCCCGAUACUCUACCGGACGGGGAAAGACAAGAAGGGAAGUUGCAACCUGUCCCGUGUUGACAGUACCACCUGCCUUUUCCCCGUUGAGGAGAAAGCUGUCGAGUACUACUUUGCUUCUGACGCUAGUGCUGUCAUUGAGCAUACCAACAGAGUGAUUUUCCUUGAAGAUGAUGAUGUAGCAGCUGUGGUCGAUGGCCGUCUUUCCAUCCACCGGAUUAAGCGCACAGCAGGCGAUCACCCCGGACGCGCCGUCCAAACCCUGCAGAUGGAACUUCAGCAAAUUAUGAAGGGUAACUUCAGCUCAUUUAUGCAGAAGGAAAUUUUUGAACAGCCGGAAUCUGUCGUUAAUACAAUGAGAGGAAGGGUCAACUUUGAUGACUACACUGUAAAUCUUGGUGGGUUGAAGGAUCACAUUAAGGAGAUUCAGAGGUGUCGGCGUUUAAUCCUUAUUGCCUGUGGGACAAGUUACCAUGCUGGAGUUGCAACCCGUCAGGUUCUGGAAGAACUGACUGAAUUACCUGUUAUGGUUGAACUUGCCAGUGACUUCUUGGACAGAAACACCCCUGUCUUCAGAGACGAUGUUUGCUUUUUCAUCAGCCAGUCAGGUGAGACAGCAGAUACUUUGAUGGGUCUUCGGUACUGCAAAGAGAGAGGAGCCUUAACUGUAGGAAUAACUAACACAGUUGGCAGCUCUAUAUCACGAGAGACAGACUGUGGAGUCCAUAUCAAUGCAGGACCAGAGAUUGGGGUUGCCAGUACCAAGGCCUAUACCAGCCAGUUUGUCUCUUUGGUGAUGUUUGCGCUGAUGAUGUGCGACGACAGAAUUUCUAUGCAGGAAAGGCGCAAGGAAAUCAUGCGUGGUCUAAAGGGACUGCCAGACUUAAUUAAAGAAGUGCUGAGUAUGGACGAUGAGAUCCAGAAGCUAGCCACAGAGCUGUACCAUCAGAAGUCUGUUCUCAUCAUGGGACGUGGCUACCAUUAUGCUACAUGUCUUGAGGGAGCUUUGAAAAUUAAAGAAAUUACCUACAUGCACUCCGAAGGGAUACUGGCGGGUGAGCUGAAGCACGGCCCUCUUGCGCUGGUGGACAAACUCAUGCCUGUUAUCAUGAUCAUCAUGAGAGACCACACCUAUGCCAAGUGCCAGAACGCUCUCCAGCAGGUCAUUGCACGGCAAGGGCGACCUGUCGUGAUUUGCGAUAAGGAAGACAUCGAGACGAUUAAGAACAACAAAAGAACAAUCAAAGUUCCCCAUUCGGUGGACUGUCUGCAGGGGAUCCUGAGCGUUAUCCCCCUCCAGCUUCUGGCUUUCCAUCUUGCAGUUCUCAGAGGAUAUGAUGUUGAUUUUCCAAGAAAUCUGGCCAAGUCCGUAACUGUAGAGUGAAAGAUCAUCUGAAUCAUAGGGGCAAAGGGGAAUUAAAUGAAAGACUCUUUUUGGUACCAAAAUAACUUGAUUUUAAAGUCCCCUAGGUAAAUCUUAUUUUGGUAAAUUCCAUAACAUUAGUGAUUGUCCAAUUGAUUCCACAUGCUAUGUCAAUAGCUUUGGGUUUUGUUGAACAAUAGACUGCCAUGAAAUAUGUUAAAUGGUUUUCUUUAAAGAUUACUGAGUCUUCUAGGUAAGGGGCCCUCCACUUUACUUUAAUGCCAUUGUUUCUUAGCCGGUGUGGCUCAUUCCAAUCCUUGAUGAGAACCCAUUGAAUGAAUGACCUGUCAUGCUCUCAGGCAGUGAAGCAGGAUACCAGAAUAUACAACUGGAACAAGAGCUGUUACUGGGCACGUCCGUGCAGAAAUUUUAACAGUGAAAGAAACUGUAAACAAGCAUUUGGGGUCAAUUUCUGCCUCGUGUACUAAAGGGAAUUCAGCUGACCUGUCACGACCUCCUAAUUUUUAGGUGCACAGUAAAUGUGCUAAGAAAAUGUUGCUUCAGAAGGAUUUUAUCUAUGCCAAAUACCUAGCAAGUGACAAUCUCCUAGACUCGGUGGACCACAACACACUGUGUAACACCAGCAUAUACCUGUAGUUGUGCCCAUGAAGACAGUGGAACUCACGCCUUCGAGUGUAAAUGGAAGCAGUGUCUGACUCGGUGUGGAUGCUUACCCAAGUGGGGGAAGAGAGAGGAAUAAGAACAGUGCUCAGUUUGUGCCAGUCUCUUGUUGCUGCUGCUGUUUGGUUUUUUGUUUGGUUUUGUUUCAUUUUUAAAUUAGUAGAAGCCUUCCCGUACUGAGGAUUUUUCCCCUUGAGCUGAGCACCGUGGCACUAAACCCACGUGGUAAGCAGCCAGCAUUACGUGGCUGCAGGUCACUUACUAGUCUGACUGCGUAGAAGAAAGUUUCUGCCUUGUAUCUCUCCAGCAGGGAGACGGCACUAAAGCUCCCUUAAUGAAUGUGUGGGUUCUGGUUAUUUAGGAGCAGUUCGUGUGUGCCUGCUUAUGUUCGUGUGUCAAAUUCAGCUGGUUUAAAUUGGAGGGGAUAAAAAGAGGUCAAUAGACAAAACAAAUAUAUACCGUGGUAACAGUUGUGUAACAAGCUUGCAGAGAAUCAGAAAUUAUGCCUUCAAGACUUGACACUGACUUUUUCACACUCAUUAAAGAGCAGUUAGCUUUGUAUUUUCUGAUGCAGGAAGGUGAAUCUCCUACCAGCCUGGUGGGUUUUGAAUAAGCUUUACAUGCGCACCCUAAAAAGACAGACACUACAGGCGUGAAGUAACGCUUGCCAAGCGCUGGUGACUAUUCCAGGCCGCUUACUUCCCCCGAAGAAUCACAACCAAAGGCCGUGCCUGGGGACUUGAAGCCCGGCUCCCGUGCCCAGGGUGCUGGGCUGCGGCUGGGCAGCAGCAGUGCAGGCUGACUCGCGCGACGGAAGGCAGCUGCUCAGACCGAGGCGUUUCCAAGCACCGGGUCUGUAGCAAUUCUGCUUUAUAUAAAACUACAGUAACUAUUUAACAUCAAUUCAGUAUCAGCUCAAGGCUUAGUUUUAUUACGAAAUGCUGCGUCCCUGGAAACAGCGUCAUGAAACCCAUAUAUGUAUGUUUAAUACAUCAUACUCAGACUAUUAUUUUAUGAACACAUUGUGCUGCCAGUGUCUGUUUAAGAACAAAGUGGUAAAUACUGCAUUUUAGUUCUACAGCGUUUGCUUUUGAGGCACCGACUCUUAAUAGUUACAUGCCUCUGCCUAAACAUGACCAGUGGAGUUCUCUGCUUCAUUUGAAGACGAUACUUUUAUCCUUAAAGGAAAAAAAACACGUGUUCAAUGCUAAAAAUGUUAAGACAGUUGUUCUUCCUCCUCCUCUUCCUCCCACUCAGCUUGUUUAAGAAACUGCAAACCUUUCACGUGGAGGGCUGGAACCAAGGCAGGGCUCCUCCUGUACCCCCCCCCCCGGCAGAGGACACAAGGACUUGCAGGAUCCCAUCCUAUGUUCUCCUUAGCACGGGAUGUCAUGUGGAGGAACCCUGCAACAGAAUUAUUUUAAGAUCUUUUUCUCCUAUUCCACUUGGAGGAAAAGCCGCGAGCGUUGAGUUUAUCUAGCCUUGUACAGGUGAUUGUGCGCUAGCUUCCUGAGUCUCCUGGCGAGCAGGAUGGUAGCCAGCCCUGUUAAAAUACAAGUUGCUAUUCUGUAAAAGUUUGAUAAUGCUGGCUGUUAAAUAUUUAUGAAAGAGGACCAAAGAACAGGAGGCUAAGUUAGAAACGUCAGUCUGACACUCUCACGUCGGGUGUAACUGUACAGAUAUUGCUGAGCUAUUUGGGUUUAUGCCGUGAUAGACAAAUCCUUGUUCCUAAUUUAAGGCGUUAAAGCUCAUGCCAGCUCUUUCAUUGUCAGAAGUAGAGGUUGUCUUCACCCCCUGCGCUCUGCAAGUUGCCAGCAAACUGCCUGAAGUGUAUAAAACCCUGCCUGCCAAAACAGAGGUUUAGUCGCUACUUGCAACUAGGCUGUCGGACGUUGUAGUGCUGUGUAUCAAAGAACGCUGUGGAGCACGCUUGCUAUGAAGAAUUUCUCUGGGGAGCAUGGCAGGGAAUCCGUUGAGCAUCUCGUUGUUAAUUGCCAUGCCUGUGUGAAGUGAGAAUGUAUAAAGGACUCUUCUUAGCUUUCCUUACCUCAUUUUGUCUAGAUGUGUUGCAUUUUGAUGAACAGAUGAUGUUUCUCUUUUCCUUAGAAACCUUUUAGAAUGUCUUGUGAUAUUUAUUAACAGCCAGUCAGUCUUCUGCUCUCCAAAAUGAAUGUUUUGCUUACUGAGCCAGUAAAAAUUCCCUCCUUCCUAAUUGAGGUGUUUAAAAAUUCAGUAGCCCUGUCUCUAAACUUGAGCCACAGGUAAAUACAGACAAAGGCCUUUGCCGUUUGGAAUAGCAGCUGCCUGUUACCGCAUACGUCUGUCAGAAUUUAGUUUGAUUUAAGUAACUGUUUCCCUUAGCUAUGUCUACAGAGGCUUAAAGGGAAGCACAUGCCCGUAGGUCUUAGGGUUCUUUAAUUACUGGUGACCAAAGAACUUCAGGCUCAGCACGUGUUGUUCCUGCCUAACAGAUCUCAGACAAAUGCCACACCCCAGUCAGGUUAUUCCACCCACAGUAGGAAAUUAAGUUGUACAUGGGCUAUACUUCUGUUAGAAAGGUUUUCCCUCCUAGCUCCACUGAAGAAAGGCUACAGACUGUUCUUUCCCCAGUUUUUCCGAUGAGUAGGUACUCUCUGUGUUGCAUAUUCUUAUAAAGAGCCCAAACCAGUGUUAGGGCCGCCGUGGCCUCGUACGGUGCAACAAUGACAUGGCAAAUGCCGUCUCUUUUAGCUUGGCCUUAGGUGCCUCGGAGGGAAUCGCCCCACUCACACGGGGAUGCCCUUCUAGCCAGAGCGCUGCCUUGACACCUGCAUUUGGGAGGCCUCAACCCCUCUGUGCUGAAAGACUGUUUCCAAGUCCAUUGGCCGUGCCACGACGCAUAAUCAUGCUCAGUUAGGAGCCUUAAGACUAGCCUAGACACACAGGUUUGGUUAAGCUGCAGACUGUAACAUCUAACGGCAUAAGACUGACCAGCCCAUGAGUGCAAAACCAGGCUCUCCUCUCCCGCUGGCCCUAGCAGCCCUUGACGCCCCAAGGAGGUGCCUGGCGGCAGCGUGUCAGACGGAGGGAGGGAGGGAGGGACUGAAAGCCGGUGCUUGAAGUAGCAUGUCAGUGUUUAGCUGUGGCUAAUUUUAGAUCCUCCCUGAAUGUACCAAACUUGCCUCAAAGCAUGGAGUCCCUUCUCUACAUCAGAACCAGGAAGAAGAAACAAAGAAGUAUUUGGUUUGAAUAAAAAGAAAGAACUAUUUGCCUUCAAUCCAGUUUAUGUAAAUAGACAUUUGAAGUGGCAAAUACCCCCAUUUCUUCCCGUCUCGAUCUAUUUGCCUCUGCUUGUACAUACCCAGCUGGCUUGGUUUGUGGGGACCAGUCUGUAUCUUGUUUCCUGUUGUGUGCUGUACGCAGAAGAUGUCUUACUUUUGUCUGUAGUGUUUUAUAAUUUGGGUUUUGUCUUUUUUGCUUACUUUUUUGUAUCUCACCCUUUGAAUAAAAUCAAGUGCCCUACAUUAAACAAACGGAA